AUGCCAGAAAUAGAAAAAGUGUUUAUUGAAGAAAGAAAAGUUGUCAAAGAUAAAGAUGGUAAUGAUGAAAAGGUUUUUUUUAUGGAAGAAAUUGAUGCCUUAGCACAGCAGAAUACUAGCCGAGUGAUAAAAAUACUUGCUAAUCCUAAUGAUUACUCUCUUGAAGAUAUUCUCAAAUUAGGAAAGAAAGAGUUAAAAGGAGUAUCUGAAGAGUUAAAAGAAAAAUUAUUUGAACUAGCACAACAAAAAAAUGAAGAAAUAAGAAAACAAAAAGAAAAUGAAUUUGUUGAGGAAUUAAGAAGGAAGUUCAAUAUAGAUGAGGAAGGGAAAUCUAACCAAAAAAAAGAGAAAGAAGAAGUUCCUCCCUUAGAAAAAGAUAGUGAUUCUCCAAUAAUAGGACAAUCGACUUAA
Entrophospora sp. SA101 is the source of this 411-nucleotide messenger RNA. The record is from the annotation of a GenBank genome assembly. NCBI's taxonomy places the organism in Eukaryota, Fungi, Glomeromycota, Glomeromycetes, Entrophosporales, Entrophosporaceae.